UCCGCUGCUCUCCCUCUCUCCGCCUCCUCCGCUGCGCUCAAACCGAGCGGCGGUUCUCAGCUCGUCUCUGUUCCUCCGGAUCGUUCCUCGUCGUUCAGACCAGACGGAAGUAGAACCCGGAGAACCAGGAGGUUCUUUUUCUGAACAUCUGCUGAUCGUCGCUGCGGAUCUGCGGACUGAAUUCUCACUUUUCGUCUGUUUUUUUUCUUCACUUUUCUCAGAUUCCUGCUGGUUCGGUGCGUGGGUUCUGGAGGAGAUGUUCUAGAGGAGAUGUUCUGGAGGUUCUAAAGCUUCUGUUCUAUCAUCUCUGGAUCUGUUUCACCUCCCAAACCCACCAAGAGGAACCAGAAGAGCAGCUGACGGUUUUCAGAACAUCUGUUUUAUUCAGAAUUCCUGGAUCUGGGGAGGAACCCGCAGAAACCCAAAGUACCUCAGGAACCAAGAAACAUUCAGAACAUCUGAUUCACAGAAGAACCUUCUAGAUCAAUUCUAGUUUAUUUAUUUAUUUAUUUAUUUAUUGGCUUCAUGGUGGAAUUUGACAACUUUGAACAUCCUGAUAGUGUAGAGAAACCCAGAGGAACCCAGAUGAACUCCUCUAGAACCCAGAGGAACGUCUCUAGAACACAAGAAAUGAAAUAUAUUUUUUAAUAAUUCGGAAGUUCUCCACCAGAACCUGCAGCUGAACAUUCAGGGACCAUUGGGAACCCAAAAUUCCACAUUAGAAAACUCAGAAGAACCUUUUGGAUUCUGAAAGUUUUUUUUUCUUUAUGAACCUUUUCUGACACUUGAGGGAAAUACCAAGAAUGUAGAGGAACCCAGAGGAACCUCACAAGAACACAAGAAAUACGACAUGUUCUGGAGUAAUUCUGAUGUCUGCCUCUGAGAACUGUUGGGGUUCUGUAGAGAACCCUGAAAAACGUUAAGACUUUAAAACUUUAAUGAGUUUUAUAGAUUCUCAGGAACUCUAUAGAACCCAUUUAGAACCUUGCUGGAUUUCUGAGGACUUAUCCAGAGGAACCACAGAACGACCUUUCAGACACUUAGAGGCUCUUUGGGAAGCUCUAAAGAUUUCUGUAGCUCCUAGAAGAACCUUUACAGAAACUCUGAUGGGACCCUUGAAAACUCGAUGAAAUCGGAGUUCUGCUGGGAGUCCAGAGGUUCCUUCAACGCUCUAAACCCAGUAGAACAUGGAUUACAUUCAAGACUUUACAAACGUUUGAUCAGUACUGUAGAUUCUACAGAAAUUUUGAAGAACCCUUCUAAAACCACUCUAGAAAACCCUUUAGUCCCUCUGAAAAUCUGAGGAUUUAUCUAGAAGAACGUCUGAAAACCUUGAGGUCUCUCUGGGAAGCUGUGAAGGUUCCAUCUCUUACAGAAACUCUAAGAGGACCUUUGAGAUCUUGAUUAAAUCUGAGGUUUUGCUGGCAGUCUGUCCCAGAAGAACCACAAGAACCCUGAAGAUUGGUCCCAGAGGAACCCUGAGAACACCUUCAAUGAGAGACCUGAAAGACUCUGAUCAAUGCUGGGAACAGAUUUUGGCCUCGAGUAACCUUAGAACUUUUAUGAAUUCAUUAAAGCUCUGAGGGAACCUCAGAUCCUCUGAGGAACCCUACAACAAGACACUGAGCAUGUUGGAGCAUGUAACGGACAUUGAAGAACCCAAAACAAAAUGUUUAAGUGCCUUGAGGAACCCUAAAGAACCCUGUGGACCCUGAAGACCUCAGAGAAAUCAGGGUGGAUCAGCGGAGGAGUCUGAGGACCCUGAGAGGAACCUGCAGAGCCUCUGUGGACCUUCAUAAAGUGUCGAGGAAUCCCGAGAACCUCCAGAGAACCGAUGGGAACCCUGAGGGACCUUCAAUACGCCCUACAGGAGAAGAUCGAGGAGCUUCGGCAGCGUGACGCUCUGAUCGACGAGCUGGAGCUGGAGCUGGACCAGAAGGAUGAGCUGAUCCAGCGGCUGCAGAACGAACUGGACAAGUACCGUUCCGUGAUCCGACCGGCCACGGCGCAGGUCCAGGCCCACGGUCUGGUUCUCCAACCCGACCAGCACCGCAGCAAACGCCAGGCCAUCUCCGCCGAGCCCACGGCCUGCGACAUCAGCGCCCUGAGCCACGUCACGCUGCCGUUCUACGCCAAGAGCCCCAAGUCCAAGGAGCUGAUCAAGGAGGCCAUCCUGGACAACGACUUCAUGAAGAACCUGGAGCUGUCUCAGAUCCAGGAGAUCGUGGACUGCAUGUCCCCUGUGGAUUAUGGGAUGGAGGCCUGCAUCAUCAAGGAGGGCGACGUGGGAUCGCUGGUCUUCGUCAUGGAGGAGGGGAAGGUGGAGGUGACGAAGGAGGGCAUGAAGCUGUGCACCAUGGGACCAGGGAAGGUGUUUGGAGAGCUGGCCAUCCUCUACAACUGCACCCGGACGGCCACGGUCAGGACUCUGGUUCCAGUGAAGCUGUGGGCGAUCGACCGACAGUGUUUCCAGACCAUCAUGAUGAGAACCGGACUCAUCAAACACGCCGAGUACAUGGAGUUCUUAAAGAGCGUUCCAACCUUCCAGGGCCUUGCUGAGGAAACUCUCAGUAAACUGGCCGACGUCAUGGAGGAGACUCACUAUGAGGACGGAGAUUACAUCAUCAGGCAGGGGGCCCGAGGAGACACCUUCUUCAUCAUCAGCAAGGGCAAGGUGAACGUCACUCAGGGGGAUUCAGCCAAUCAGGAGCCGAUACACCUGAGAGAGCUCAGCAAGGGAGACUGGUUUGGAGAGAGAGCACUGCAGGGGGAGGACGUCAGAACAGCCAACGUCGUCGCCGCUGAUGAUGUCAUCUGUCUGGUCAUCGACCGAGACUCGUUCAAGCAUCUGAUUAGUGGACUGGACGACGUGUCCAAUAAAGGCUACGACGAUGCCGAGGUCAAAGCCAAGUAGGUCCAACAACACAAACACGGAUUUACAGGAGAGUUCCUGAAACAUUAGAAACAUGUUGGAGCUCCUCAAGACCAUCUCCAUCUGUUAUUUAUUAAAGACAGAUCAUCUCCAUCAGUUAUUUAUUAAAGACAGAUCAUCUCCAUCAGUUAUUUAUUAAAGACAGAUCAUCUCCAUCUGUUAUUUAUUAAAGACAGAUCAUCUCCAUCAGUUAUUUAUUAAAGACAGAUCAUCUCCAUCAGUUAUUUAUUAAAGACAGAUCAUCUCCAUCAGUUAUUUA
Molecule: messenger RNA, 3191 nt
Organism: Amphiprion ocellaris (clown anemonefish)
Lineage: Eukaryota; Metazoa; Chordata; Actinopteri; Pomacentridae
Product: cGMP-dependent protein kinase 1-like
Exons: 9
Coding region: 1835-2914 (359 amino acids)
Molecular function (GO): ATP binding; cGMP-dependent protein kinase activity
Source: RefSeq, a predicted model, not a curated record